CCUUGUUGUUCAUUCGCUGAACAACAAGGAUAAAAUGAUACACUGGAGCACUCGGGUGAUGUUUCCGAACGCAGCCAAGUUUGACACUUAUAUAUCUGUGUGUGUGGUGUAUGUAUGGGCGCAUUCAUCAUAAAUACGUAUAUAUUUUAUACAAAUUCUCGAUUAAGCUUCACAUGAAAAUAGGAGGCAAUUUUGCACAAGAUUUAUCACAAUUCGUAAUGGAUAAUGAUCAAGUGACUCAUGAGAUAGAAGAACAUUUCCAAAUAGUGUACAAGCAUGAUACAUCUGAUAUGGAACGGAAAGGACCGGUAAUGCAGCCUCAAGAUGGCUCAAUCUUUCUCACAACCUUGGUGUUUGCAUGCAAAGCUGUGAUUGCAUGUGCAGGGCAGUUGGACACAAUGGAAAAAGAACGCGGUGAUGGAAAUUGCGGAGCUGUACUCGCACACGCUGCUAACGCCAUAAUACUAGCAAUUAAGAAGGGCAGAAUUUUGGCAGCAGGACCUUCUGCAGCGUUCACCGACAUAAGUCAAAUUAUUGAAGAAGAAGUGGGUGAUUCUGCUCAGGGCAGAGUGUACUCAUUAUUUUUUGAUUCUGCUGCUAAAAGCUUUCUUAGGUUUUCAAGUGACGAGCAAUUAACUGCCAGCACGUGGUUGACUGUUCUAACAUGUGUGAACAAGACGCUAUCCAAGAGCAGUGAAAUAUCAAUUGGAACCAUGCUGGAUGCUUUGAUACGUGUGGAGCACAAAUUAAGGGACGCACUAGAUCUAGGUUUAAAUCCAGUUGACGCAUUUGGGGAAGUUGUUAGUGCUACUGAAACGUUUGCUUUGCAAACUGUGCAUGUGCCAGCGCCUCAUUCUGUUGGCUCCACGAAUCACAAGAUGUAUAAAUAUCCAGAUCCUGAAGCACAUGCUGUAGGCGUAUGGAUGAGAGCUGCUUAUGAAGCUGUCAAAUUAAAAUACGAAGACGGGCAGGAUGAGUGCGAAGGUUGCCAAAGUAUCGGAAACGUUAAAUACUUGAGUAACGAGCAUGAAACGAGGACAUCCUUUUUAUCCGCCCAACAAUCCUUGAUGCAGGAUAUCGGAAAUCUGUUGAAGCAUGCGUGCGUUAGGAGCCUGAGCUGCGAGGUGCAUCCUGGCAAGGAAGGCGUCUGCUACUUUGGAGAUGAGUACAGGGGGCAUGUUUUAAGUCAUACUUUUACGUUAAAAGAUGCCCAGGCAAGGGGAUUUAGGAGAUGGUGCAGUUUCAUUGUCUUCAUGAGAGAUAAGCAAUUUCUGUUGAACAUGUGGCCAUUUUUAAUUGACAAUUUAAAGGAAGUGAUUAAAGAGCUGCAAGAUUUUGCGGAGAAGAGGUACAAUGCAGAAGAAGCGGAAUGUCCGCAGAGAGCAAUGAGACUAACAACUGCAAAUAGUGGGCCGGGUCAUAACACUUCGAUUAAACAGUCUAGAACACUUAUUGAUAUAACCAAUGAAAAGCACGUUUUUGUAAGAAUUCACAUGUGGUUAGUAUGGAUCCUCAGCGCUGGCGCGAGGCACUUCAUAGAAAUUUUCCCAAUGAGUUUGCUGAGCGAUGAACUUAAUUACAACUUCGAGCAUCAAAUUGAAACCGAGGACACGUUGGCGAACGCGAAAAUGCCGGUAAACUUAAAUCUGAAUUCGGGCGAGGCCGAGCUUUCGCCCGAGUUUUCCGAGAUUGCGGGCAAAUCUAUCGCUGUAAUUCUACGAGGCCUGAAACGGGUGCUGGGAAAGGAUUCGUUUAGGCAGUUACUCUACUCCUGCCUGACUGGAGUUCAAGUCCUGGUGAGAGGCCCGAGGGUACAGAGAUUGGAAUCUCUCUACGGACUGAGCAGUCUCGUACCAAGAGCGUGUCGAAGAGUCAUGGCACAGACGUCGGAAUACAUGGACCCCGACACGUGUAACUUUAUCGGUGUGGACACCCUAGUCGCGGUUCCCUUACCGUGCGCAAGCGUAUGCAGAUUAGACAUAAUACUCGACGAGCACCAGAUCGAGAACACCAAGUCGCACAUAGUGAAGUGGGCUGGCGUGUUGCCAGCGAAACUGCCGACGUUGUUGACGAAAAUCGAAAAGUCGCUCGACAACGAGAAACUGGGAAACUCGGUGCUCAAGGCGCACCUCGCCACUCUCCAGGAGGAAUGGGCCAACAUUGCGAAAGUCGUUCAUGCGAUGCGUGGACGAGGCCACCGUAACGAUCUCGCCGGACUCAUGCUCAGCCUGGGUGCUGGACCUCAGGACAAAAAGCUGCUGGACGCGUGGUCCAUGGGAUUGCCAUCGAAUCCAGCAUAGUCCGCGAAGAUCAACUCGUUUCACCGUACGCGCAUUGUAGUUGCGUUGCGUUGAGCAACGCAGAUAUUUAUUGCUGAUAUGUAUAUAAUUGAUAUGUAUGCUCUUCUACUCAGAUUUUUCUCGUCCGCUCGAGAGAAAUGCUUACUGUGUGUUCAAGGUUGUGCGUCUUUUCUAUUUAUGACCUGAUUAAAAAAUAAAAGCCUAAAUAUAUAUAUAUAUA
This is a messenger RNA of Ooceraea biroi (clonal raider ant), 2520 nucleotides long. It is a transcript of the gene BHD, whose product is annotated as folliculin. Lineage: Eukaryota; Metazoa; Arthropoda; Insecta; Hymenoptera; Formicidae. Gene Ontology annotation, cellular component: cytosol. The record is from RefSeq and is a predicted model, not a curated record. Gene Ontology annotation, biological process: positive regulation of transforming growth factor beta receptor signaling pathway; positive regulation of TORC1 signaling; glycerol metabolic process. Gene Ontology annotation, molecular function: glycerone kinase activity; GTPase activator activity.